AUGACCACGACCGCCACCAACGUUCUCCACAUUGCCGCCUUUUCCAACGGCAAUGUCGGCGGCAACCCCGCUGGUGUGUGGAUCGGAGACACGCUCCUGCCUUCUGCAGACAUGGCGCGUAUCGCUGCGGAGGUCGGGUUCUCGGAGACUGUGUUUGCCUCUCCAACCGGCGACAAGUCAUUCCGUGUCCGGUACUUUUCUCCCGAGUCGGAGGUCCCAUUCUGCGGCCACGCCACAAUUGCCCUCGGUGCUGCCUUGGCCUACCAGCAAGGCGAUGGCAUCUUCGCGUUGACUUUGAACGACGCUACCAUCUCCGUGGAAGGCAGGAAUUCUGACGAAGGCUGCUACGUGGCGCUGCAGUCGCCGGCUACGCACAGCCAACCCGCACCUUCGGAUCUCGUCCUCGACGCUCUGAACCUGUUUGGUCUAAGCUAUGACGACCUGGACAAUACGCUGCCACCUGGUCUCGCCCACGGCGGCGCCGACCAUUUGGUGCUGGCCCUUCGUAGCCGGGCCACGCUUGCAGCCAUGAAGUACGACCUCGCUGCGGGACGGAAACUGAUGCAAAGCGCAGGUUUGGUCACGAUAGUGCUCGUGUUUGCAGAGUCGCCCCAGCGUUUUCACACGCGCAACCCGUUUGCGUCUGGAGGCGUGUACGAAGACCCGGCCACUGGUGCCGCCACCGCUGCGUUGGCAGGGUACCUUCGUGAUUUGGACUGGCCGCACGGCGGAGUCAUCGAUGUUGUUCAAGGGGACGAUAUGGGUAUCCCUUCCCGCCUGCGCGCGGAGAUAUCGAAUGUGCGUGGCAGUUCCAUCUGGGUGUCUGGCAUGGCCCGAAUCAUGACUAACGUUUAAAUCAGCGCUGUCGUGUGGUUGUAUUGUAUGGGAUCCCACAGGGUAAUGCAAGGAGGUUACAACCAGGGCCAAUAUACUGAAACUUGGAAUUCGUAGACCGCAGGUAUUAAUUAUAUUGAUUGUGCUUUCAGCCAAAAUUCC
Aphanomyces astaci is the source of this 996-nucleotide messenger RNA. RefSeq lists its product as hypothetical. The record is from RefSeq and is a predicted model, not a curated record. Gene Ontology annotation, biological process: biosynthetic process. Gene Ontology annotation, molecular function: isomerase activity. Bases 1 to 855 code for a protein of 284 amino acids. Gene Ontology annotation, cellular component: cytoplasm. NCBI's taxonomy places the organism in Eukaryota, Oomycota, Saprolegniomycetes, Saprolegniales, Verrucalvaceae. The transcript has a single exon.